UUAGUCUAGAUCUGUUUUCACAAUGGAGACACCACGUAGUGUAUGCGGUUAUAUGUUCGCCCUCCUCUUCCUAAUGCCUGCGCUAUCACUAGGCGCUUCUACCAAGCCCGUUCCAGAGCAGGUGAAAUACGUCGGCAUCUCCUACGAUAUCAUCAAGGGAAACCCCGAGGGUAACCAAAAGACUGGAGGGGUCGACCCCGGGCUCUUGACGACUCGGCGUGUCUUGAAACUCACCUACGACAACGGGAAAGUGACGGCCGACAACGAGUACCGAGUGCCCGACGAAGUGGAUUUCGUGCGACGUAGUAGCUCUUACACGUCGCAAGAGAAGGAUACGUUUUACGGAACGAAAAGCUACGCCAAGAAGCUCUCCCAUCAGGUGAAUGUCGAUGUUGACGUUUCAGCUGUCUUCGCUAGCUUCCAGUUUGCUGCCAGCCAUCAAUACCAGUCCAUCAAGAACGAUGAAAAUACCAAGGGUUACGUGUACUUCUCAGAGCAAACGAUCCAGAACUAUGGCAGUAUUCGAUACCUGGAGGCCCUCGCCAACACUGACGGGUUCGAGCCCAGUCGAGAGUUUCGUGUCGCCGUCUGUGGUCUGCCCACUACCUAUGACAAAGCGGCCUACAUGACAUUCCUCUCUGACUGGGGAACGCACGUCGUGACGGAGGCUCAAUUGGGGUCUCGUUCGGGCACAACCUAUCGUGAGGACACGUCAUCUUUCAUCAAAGAUUCCACGAGAGAUAUGUCCAACAGCGUAAGUGUUGGAGGUAGCUACAAAAUCGUCUCUGCAUCGUUAUCAGUGGAUAUGGACAGGUUCACCAAGACUGCAGCAUCGCAGGAAAAGUUCGGCAAAGUGUACAAAGAGUACACAGUGGGCAGCCUGGAGUAUAAUGAACCCAUCAGCAUAGAUCUCAUAGGGCUCAAUGAAGUGUUGGAUUCCAAGUUCUGGACCAGACAGACGGACUAUGAAACCAGCGGAGAUUGCCCAGCCAAUUGGCAAAGAGGAACUAUCCAAGCAAACAUCUUGACAGCUUUCAAUGAUUAUCCAUCAUACAAUGAUGUCACUCCUAGUGAAGUUUUUGUUUAUAAGAGGAAAGAAUAA
Molecule: messenger RNA, 1102 nt
Organism: Strongylocentrotus purpuratus (purple sea urchin)
Lineage: Eukaryota; Metazoa; Echinodermata; Echinoidea; Camarodonta; Strongylocentrotidae
Product: macrophage-expressed gene 1 protein-like
Exons: 7
Coding region: 23-1102 (359 amino acids)
Cellular component (GO): membrane
Molecular function (GO): wide pore channel activity
Source: RefSeq, a predicted model, not a curated record